Anarrhichthys ocellatus (wolf-eel) is the source of this 2443-nucleotide messenger RNA. It is a transcript of the gene pllp, whose product is annotated as plasmolipin. Gene Ontology annotation, biological process: myelination. The coding region runs from base 352 to 918 and encodes 188 amino acids. Gene Ontology annotation, cellular component: membrane. NCBI's taxonomy places the organism in Eukaryota, Metazoa, Chordata, Actinopteri, Perciformes, Anarhichadidae. The record is from RefSeq and is a predicted model, not a curated record. Gene Ontology annotation, molecular function: structural constituent of myelin sheath. The transcript has 4 exons.
GUGCAGGUGGAGAGAGUAACUGCUGGAUAUCGGAGCCUGGAGGUUUCACUGGAGGGCUCCUCUUUAACUCUCUCGACAGUUUUCUUUUUAUGACUCUAAGGACUUUGUCCAUUUGUGUUUUAUUUAAUAUUUGUGUUUUGGACAUAACUUAACUUUAAUCUGAAGGUUCAGUCUUGCUGUUGCCAUCAGUGGAUGAAGUCAAUGGUUACUGAAUCCCAACAGUCAGGUGUUCUUUGAGGAGUAAAAAACUGUUGGAGGAGGAAAGUUUUCCUCACAGACUGCAUCUCAUCCUCAAGGAGUUUGUUGUUGCUGCUGUUUCUGAGACACCCGUCUUCAGCGAGCUGCGUGAUCAUGGCAGACUUCCCGUCCAAGGUUUCCACGGAAACUAGCUCCCCCAACUCCCAGAGCGCUCAGCAGGGGGGCAGCAGCCUCCGAGGGAUGGCCGCCGACGUCACCACUAUGCUGGACAUGUCCUUUAUCCGAAGCAUCCCGGCCAUCCUCAUGAUGGCUGAAAUAUUUCUGGGGCUGCUCCAGUGGGCGUUGAUAGCCAGCGCUCCCUACACGUGGGUGCCAGCCUAUGGCUGGGUGAUGUUUGUGGCCGUCACCCUGUGGAUCCUCACCACCAUCCUCUUCUUCAUGAUCCUGUUCGGCGCCCAGGAAAAGCUCACCUUCGUCCCCUGGCCCCUGGCGGUGAUGGCGUAUCACGCCGCAGCCGCGGUCCUCUAUCUGACCGCCUUCCUGGCCAACGCAGCAUCCGUGCACCCCUACCGCUACUACACCAGUUUCUACGGACAUAUGGCAGCUGCCGCCUUCUUUGGUGCUGUGGUGACCUUGGCAUACGGUGCCAGUGCUUUCUUCUCCUAUCUGAGCUGGAAGGGAGAUGGAGGGAACGCUGCCACCAACACAGUGCCGACCUAGGACUCAAACAUGGGAUGCUGAUCUCCUCGUGUUUUCUGUCCCUCAAGAUGCUGUAGUUAUUCGGAUAUUCUACUUGAUACGUAUGACUGCUGACUCUGGUAACCCAAAUCCUGACCUCUUCUCAACCCCAGUAUUAACAAUAAGAUGAAACCUUAGAUAUCCUCUAUUAUAUUAGUUUUUUUUUCCAAUUACUUUUGCCAUCACAAUAUGGAAAGAAAGUGUAAAACACAACAACACAAUAUUUCUCUGAAUUUAAGGCCUGCACUGAGGCCUCAAAUUCAGGCGUUCCUGAAAUCAUACAUUUAAUGAUGCUAUUGUAAAUAUGCAAAUAUAGCAGACAGUGCCUUGAAUUCUUGUUAAUCGCACAGCCUAUUGGCAUCAUAUAGUUGCCAUCACCUCCGGGUUGCAUUUAGAAUGCACAAAUGUCAAACUCUUACCUUCUUAGACAGAUUUGUAUCACUCUCAGGUCUGUACGAUGAAGCUUCAGCACCGGCAGCAGCCGGUUAGCUUAGCCUAGCAUGAAGACUGAACACAAGGGGAAACAGCUAGCUUGUUUCUGUCCCCCUCACCAGCUCCUCCAAAGCUCACUGAUUCAUUUUUGUUAUAUUUGAACACAGCCAGGCUAGCUGUUGUUUGUGCUAAGCUAUGCUAACUGGCUGGCGGCUGUAGUGUCAUACAUGUUGUAUCAAUUUUCUUCUCUUACUCUUUGCAUCUUCCCAAAAUGUUAAACUACUCCUUUAAGGUUCAGGUCACCCAACUAUGGACGACUUUACAAUGCAAACUAAAUAAUUUCAACUGCAGAGGAAAUGCAGUUUUUUGUUCAUAUUCUGAAUGACAUACUCUGCCAUUCUAACAAAUAUAAGAACAUUGUAAAACAUGUUUUAUACAAUGGGAUCCAUUUUGUAAACAUUUCCUCCAGUGUGUGGUACUAUGACGUGACUUUUAUCAAGGAGACAAAUGAAGAUCCACAGUUAUUGUUUUGUAUUUCUUGUUUACAGAGAGCAGUAUGUGUUGCAUUGGUUAGGCUGGUUGAGCACCACUGUAGGACUGUCAUGACCGGCUCCACUCCAUGAUUUUGCUUUCUGUGACGCUCAUAUUGGGAAGUUGCUCUAAUACCAGAACAUGGCCGUGCAGAAGGUGUGGAGAAUGACUGUUUGCUAAGUAUCUCUGUCCUGCAGAAAUCCAAUUACAUUGUCUCUCCUGGAUAUACAGGCUCAGGUUGACACUUAAGCUCUCCAUAGACCAAGCCAAAGCCCUGAUAACGAAUUGAAAAAUGUACAUGGGGAAAUGUACUCUCUUGAGUCAGGCAUGUUAUAAAGACGCAGGACACUAAUGACUCUUUGCUGUGGAAAAAGGUGUGUAACACACAUCCUUUUGAUUUUCCAGAUACAGUGCUCAACUCCUUUUGUAUGUGCCUUUAUGACAGUGUCUUUUUGUACCAAGAAUUUGAAGACUUGUGAAAUGCAGUGGCGAGUGCUGCAGCUCAAGCCUGCACUUGUUCCAAUAAAGCACUAGGUGAUGUCAA